Molecule: messenger RNA, 2453 nt
Organism: Lactuca sativa (garden lettuce)
Lineage: Eukaryota; Viridiplantae; Streptophyta; Magnoliopsida; Asterales; Asteraceae
Product: cysteine protease ATG4
Biological process (GO): C-terminal protein lipidation; mitophagy; autophagosome assembly
Cellular component (GO): cytoplasm
Molecular function (GO): protein-phosphatidylethanolamide deconjugating activity; cysteine-type endopeptidase activity
Source: RefSeq, a predicted model, not a curated record
UUAUUUUUAUUUAUUUUUUGCCCCUGGCCGAUUAAAGAGGUGCUUACAAGCCAAACACGUUAAUUGCUUAACGGUUUGAAGGUUCUAUUUGUUUAUUUUUUUUAUUGCCUCUUAAUAAGAAGGCACUAGCGUUUGUUUACUUCUUGCUUGAAUCUGAAAUAAACAUCUUAACCGAAUAAGACUUGGGAGUAGUCUGAAUGUGAAACACACACACACACACACACACACGCUUGCCCAUUAGGCCCUUACGCUUCUCCUUCUCCUUCAAUCGACUCCACCACUUCAUCUGAGCGAAUCACACCUGCUUCUCCUUCCACCACCAUCGGUCCUCUAAUCCUUCAAUUGAUGGUCGGCGGCUCCUCUGAAAUCGACGUAUCUGAAAAGACAUCGCUUGCCAUCUGUUGCCCUCUGCUACGCUCCUCCUUCAGUCACGCCUCUGCAAUCAUCUCCCUUCCAAUCGACGCACAGAUUCAGAGCCGACCCUCACCAUCGGCGACAGCAACCACCGAUCGCCGCCUUCCUCCGGCCAUUCCCUGUCGAUACAACAAUGGUGAGAUACGUAUACUUAGGGUUCCAAAUCUACGGAGAAACCUCUCUCCUCUCUCGCAAUUAAGUUUUCUCUCGAAUUAUUAUAGAGAAUUCAUUGUAGCGUUAAUUAAUCGGUCCGAUUUGUUACGAGCUAGUUUCAUAGGCUGCUUUCUGAUUGUUAUAAUUUGAAGCUCGGUACAAACAGAGCUGGUUUGAUCAUUGUGGUGCAGCUCAUGGUUAGGUAAUGAAGAAUAUACAUGAGAGGACUGAUUCUUCAAAAAAUUCUUAUACAAGUUCAACUGAUUCUCCAGAUCAUAGAAUUUGUGGUUCUUCUUCUUCUUCCUCCAACUAUUCUGAAGCAGGAUCAAGCACUCACAAAUCCCCAAAAUCAUCAUCAUCAUUGUGGUCAGGAUUCUUGGGAUCUGCCUUUUCAGUUUUUGACACCCAAAAGAAGGACUCCAACACCACCACUAGAAGCCAUGGUUGGACUGCAGCUGUGAAGAGAGUCAUGAAUGGUGGCUCAAUGAGGCGAAUUCAAGAACGUGUUUUGGGGUACAAAACCAAUGUUUCUAACUCAAUAAGUGAUAUUUGGCUUCUAGGUGUUUGCUACAAAAUUUGUCUACAAGACCCUUCUCAAGAACCUGUUCAUACCACUGGAUAUGCUGCUUUUUCUCAUGAUUUUUCUUCAAGAAUCUUGAUGACAUACCGAAAAGGUUUUGUUGCUAUUGGUGAUUCAAAGUACACAAGUGAUGUAAAUUGGGGCUGUAUGCUUCGAAGCAGUCAAAUGCUUGUUGCUCAGGCAUUGGUAGUACAUCAACUAGGAAGAUCUUGGAGAAAACCUUCACUACAGCCAUAUGAAGAAGAUUACAUUUCAAUACUACACAAUUUUGGUGAUUCAGAGGACUCACCUUUCUCCAUUCACAAUCUCCUUCAAUCUGGAGAGGGUUAUGCCCUUGCUCCAGGAUCAUGGGUGGGCCCAUACGCAAUGAGUCGCACAUGGGAGACACUCGCACGUAAAAAAAUUGACGAAAAUAACCUUCAAGAUAACUCCUUUCCAAUGGCUAUUUAUGUUGUUUCUGGUGAUGAAGAUGGGGAACGUGGUGGGGCCCCUGUUCUUUGCAUUGAAGAUGCUUCAACUCAAUGUUCUCAGUUUUCAAGAAACCAAGUUGAAUUUUCACCUUUGCUUUUGCUUGUUCCUUUGGUUCUUGGUCUUGACAAAGUAAAUCCUAGGUAUCUACCAUUGUUAGCAGCCACAUUUACAUUUCCACAAAGCCUUGGCAUAUUGGGUGGGAGACCUGGUGCUUCAACUUAUAUCAUUGGUGUUCAGGAUGAUAAAGCUUUUUAUCUUGAUCCCCAUGAAGUUCAACAGGCGGUUAAUAUAAGCAAGGAUAAUUUGGAGGCUGAUACUUCUUCAUAUCAUUGCAAUGUUGUACGCCAAAUUCCACUUGAAUCCAUCGAUCCAUCACUGGCUAUUGGAUUUUAUUGCCGAGACAAAGAUGAUUUUCAAGAUUUUUGUUCACGGGCAUCGGAAUUAGCAGCGGAAUCAAAUGGGGCACCGCUAUUCACAGUGACUCAGACACGCCAGCUGGCAAAGCCAGGUGGCACAAGCAGGGGUGAAGAGGAGGUUGAUUCCUUUGAUGGAGUUGAUGAUGCCGAGGGCUCUGCGCAAGAUGAGUGGCAGCUUCUUUGAUUCCGAUUCCGAUUCCGGGGUUGUAGAUUCCAAUUUCAUGUAUGUGGUUUUUCACAACCCUGUAGGUAGGUCUCUGCUUUGGUUGUUUUAAAAACAGAAGUUGUACAUGGUGCUUGUAUGAUUGUAAACCUCGGAGGAGUUGUUUUAGGUGUUGGUUGUGUUUGUGUUUGUUACGAUUUGGUGUUCAUAUUCUUUAUAAAUCUCAGAUGGUUGCAUUCUUUUAUGUUUAUAAUAA